AUGCCUGAGGCAAGAAUUGAGAGAGUUCCCAUCCUUCGCAAUGGUGGUCGUGGCAGAGGCCGCGGCCGCCGCAACUCCAAUGGCGGCAACACCAGCGCCAACCGGAACAACAACCAGCGCGAAGAUGAUGGCUCCCCCAGCAGGAAACGAACUGCCUUUGAUCCAUCCGCGAUCAAUCCUCAGACAUACCAAUCCGAUGCAACACAAAAGGAAUCACGAGUGGCCCCACUGCAAGCCGCCCUGAAUUUCCUACAUGGCACCACUGCGACGCUCCAUGAGGCAUACCACCGUACCGUCAACAAAGUAGGAGAGGAAUUUAUCAAAGCCUUUGCGGCACACCAGCGCAACAAGGACACUCUCGACGGUAUGAUUGAUGGCAACAACCAAACCGGGGAAUUGACCCCGUCCCGGAUUCCGAAAUCAGUCGAUAUCAAAUUCGAACUGAAGGCUGGCAACCCAGCAAUGGAGAGCGAUGCGAGCUUCCAAGCUCUCCAACAAGAAUCCACACAAGCUGUUGAACUCUACAAACAAACCCAAGCAAAAAUUCUCAUUCGAAAGAAACAACUGGACGUCCAAUAUGCUCAAAAGGCCGUAGCCGAGUCCCUGGCUAGAGGCCUUCUGCCCAUUGCCAAUGGCCACAAGGUCAUCUGCGGCAGAGAGAAUCUCAAUGGCCAUGCAAUUGUCAACACCAUCCUGGAGGCACACCACGAGGUGCUGCUCAAACACACUGGCAUUGACCUAGCAACAUUUAGAACAAUAUACAUUAACGUCCAAGGUCUCGCAACCCUGCCUGAUCCAUUACCAGUAAUUGAUAUUCAGCAACAGCCUCAGCCACCUGUGGCACCUGCUCAGCCAACAACACAUGCGCCUGUCCAGCCAGCAGAACCCCCGGCUCCCCACCUGCAGGGGCCCUAUUCCAUCGACCAACUGACUGCUGUCUCCAGCCACAGCGACCUCGAGGCCACCCAGGAGCACAUCCAGCGAUGCCUAGCACGAGGCGCUAGUGCCGAGUCCUUCGAGGACUACAAUGAAGCCAAAGAGAGAGCACAGUCUCAGCUGGAACAAGACCAUGACGCAGCAAUUACCUACAAACUAGCAAUGGAAACAUAUCAACAGGCACUGGCACAGUACCAAACCCAAUGGAAUCAACAUCAGCAGGAGCUCCAGCAAUACCAGCAGGCCCUCCAGCAACACCAGCAGGCACUGCAGCAGUUCCAGCAGCAGAUACAACAAUAUCAGCAACAAGCCCAGCAGCCCUCCAUCCCAGAGUUGGCCAAGCUGGAGAGACUCAUCACCAGUGUCUUCUGCACACCCAUUGACCAGUACCAGCACCAAUCCUCAAACAAUGUCAAGUCCCUUGCUCUCAAGAAGCUACACAAAGAGGCCUUCACAACCAAGGCCACAGAGGACACUGCAAUGGAGAUUGACAGUGAACCUGCCUCUGACUCCCAACAGAUCAAGGAUCUGGUCAAGAAAAUGGUACAGGAGGAACUGAAACAGACCCAAAAGCAAAUUGCCAGAGCCACUGGCAAACAUGUCACCCAAGCGCUCAACCAACAGCGCAACAACAAUCAAAACAACAACAGCUCAAAAAACAACAGGAGGGGCCCAGCCCAGGGAGGCGCCUCCAGCAACAAAAAGAAAUCUCCCAACCAGCAGCAGUCCGCCAGAGGCGGCAGAACCCAACGAGGAAGGUCCCAAUCCGCCCCAAGAGGCAACCGCCCAAGAAGCCAAAGCAGAGGCCGCCAAGGCGGCCGCGGCGGCAGGGCAGGACGAGGAAGGGGAGGAAGAGCCGGAGGAAGAGGCAACGCUACCUCCAGAGGCUCCACAAGAUCGACCAGAGGCCGCUCCAGAAGCUCCUCUCCCAGCAGGAGGCAGAACUCCAACACCAGGAGAAGCAGGUCCUCCAGGCGAUCGACAAGGAGAUAG
Molecule: messenger RNA, 1929 nt
Organism: Seminavis robusta
Lineage: Eukaryota; Bacillariophyta; Bacillariophyceae; Naviculales; Naviculaceae
Source: the annotation of a GenBank genome assembly